Molecule: messenger RNA, 1236 nt
Organism: Salvia miltiorrhiza (redroot sage)
Lineage: Eukaryota; Viridiplantae; Streptophyta; Magnoliopsida; Lamiales; Lamiaceae
Exons: 1
Coding region: 286-963 (225 amino acids)
Source: RefSeq, a predicted model, not a curated record
AAAAAUUGUUCGAAUAUUAGGAAGGCGCUAAAAAGAUAUACUAUUUCCGCAUCCUUGAAUGAAUAGAAAACGAGUUAGAAAUAUGAGUGUAUAUAUAAAUAGAUGGCGACGACUCCUUUAUUUUACAACACUUGUUCUUGUCACGCACGCACUCACUCGGCCUCUAACUUCGGAAUCCUCUGCAAUCUGAAUCUUCUCUCUCUAAAACUCUCUCUCCACCAGUAAAACCGCCGGUUUCUCUCUUUACCCUCUACAUCUCCUCCCCCAAUCGCCGUCUUUCUCGAGAUGGCGUCGAUCAGGAUCCACACUUCGGGCAAAUUGUUGAGCCGCCGCCCCUCUUUCCUUCCCACAAACAAACCCAAUCAAAUUUUCACCAUGAACACACUCCUGCCCACCAAAAAAUCACCACAACAAUUUCCGUCGGCGUCGAUCGCACCAUCUCAUCACGCAAUUCACCCUGCUCAUUGUGAAAUUGAAGAAUCGAUUGAACCGGCUUCCGAUUCGAGCAUCAAAAGCGACGAUCCUCUGGGAAGGAUCGAUUCGUGGUUGCAGGAUUCGGUGCCCGACAUUGUGAAGAACCUAAAAAAGGCGCCGCUGCUGGUGCAAAUAUAUUCUGGAUUCGAUGGGGGGAUCAGGAUUCAGACAGAGAAGGCCAAAUGGCCGAUGGCGAGAGAUGAAUGGCGGAGCGGGGAAUCGAAGUCGCCGGAUGGGUUGAUUUUUGUGGAGGAGUUAGAGAGAGAAAGGGGUGGGAAUGGAGAAUUGGAGGAGGGAGUGACGAGGGCUUGGGGAAUAGUCGUGCAGGGUAAGGGGGCGGAGUGUGGACCCGCUUGCUAUUUGCUCAAGACUGAUCGGGUGUGUGCUGGUCUAGGGUUAGGGUUCUGCACCCACUUCUGCUUGAUGAAGGUCAAUAACUUUAGGGAUUCUGCGCUGGAGCAGUUCAAGGAUUCUUGGCUGUUGCAGUGAAUUGAUUUGAACAAAGUGAAAAGGAAAUUAUUUCCUAGAUUUUUUAUAGACUUAGUUGUAUAGAUCCUUGAUUCAAAAUUUGGUUCUGAAUUCGUCGUACAUUUUCUGAAGAACAAAAAAAAAAUUAAAUUGUUUUGCAUAUAUGAUGUUGGCUAAAUCGAUUUGCUGAUAGUGAUUUGUGUGUUUUUUCCCAUCUGAGUGAAGGGAAUUGGGAUCUGAACCUUGAUCUCUCUUGUAACAAAUUAGAAUACAAAUUGUGAUUAGUGGUGUACU